GAGAAGGUUUUUUCGUUUAGCUGUAAAAUGAUAUCAGCAACGGGAACAGCUAUGGGACAGAGGCUUGAUUUCAGACUGCUUCGGGGGCAUUUGGCUCACUUGGACAACCAUUAAUACAAUGGACAGCCCAGAAGAAAUGAAGGAAUGCGAAUGACUUCGGAAAACUGGUAAAGAAAAAUAUCAGCUGCAAUUCACAGUGAAGUUGCAAGUUCUGAAGGUGCGCAGGCUACAAAGCCUAUGGCUAUCAUUAUAGCAUUUAACCAUUUUGCAUUGAGAUCCAUUCGCCUUGAGCAUCAUGAAGAGGAAGGUGACAUAUUGCGUUUGUUUUCAUGUUGUUUCUAUGUUUCUACAUUGUCCAAGAUGACACAUUGACACUGAAAUAGUCUCGUUGCAAGAUUGUAGCCGCAUAAGAUCGUUUCAAAGAAUCGCAUCAUCGAGGACCUCCUCGUGGAGGGCUGGCCUAUUUUUAAGGCAGACGUGGGGCGGGCAGUGUUGAGAAUUCCACUAGUAGUUAUUUGAAGUGGAUCCCUCGGAAGACCGGGGAUAUUUUUAAUUGAAUGUAUUGCUCAUUUAAUUCAAACGAAAUGAUGAAUUCUGUGUUUGCUGAGGCUUCGCUCUCUCCGGGUACUGCUGCGGUCCCCCCAGGUGCUAGGGUGUCUAGUGCCCUACGGAACGACCUGGGUUCCAACAUUCAUGCCUUGAAAACCCUUAACCUGCGAUUUCGAUGUUUCCUAGCUAAAGUUCACGAAUUGGAGCGUAGAAACAAGUUGUUAGAAAAUCAACUACAGCAGGCAUUAGAGCAAGCCCGUUACAGAGCUUACUUUACCCGAGAACAAGCAACCCAAACGGGCUAUUUGGACCAUUCUCUGGCUGGAUCCCAGCCACGGGUACCAGGUACGAUAUGGAGCUUCACCCACACAAGGAGGUUUGGAGACCGAGUCAAGAUUUUCCAUAGCCCCGGGGUGUCUUGGAUGCAGCCAGACGGUGUUGGAGUUCAAGUGGACACUGUCACGCCUGAACUGCGAGCAUUGUACAAUGUUUUGGCUAAAGUCAAAAGAGAUAGAGACGAGUACAGAAAAAAGUGGGAGGAGGAGCUGUAUAAGCGGCAGCAGAUGGAGGCCAUGGUGGAGACAUUAAAGGAGAGUGCCCAGGAGUCCCAAGUGGUUCAGGAGGAGCUCACUGAGAAGGUGGACAGACUUAAUACAGAGCUGGUGGUCUUCAAGAGCCUCAUGACUGACAAUAAAAACCCAACCGACUUUCAAUUGUGCGGACUGGUUCAACUUACGGAAAUGUCAGAUUUGGACACUGCGAUCCAGGAGAAGGCCAUGAAGGUGGACAUGGACAUCUGCAGACGCAUCGACAUCACAGCCAAGCUCUGCGACGUGGCUCAACAGCGCAACUCAGAAGACAUGAGCAAGAUGUUCAGCAUGAGUCCCUCAAGAUCCGCCCCAGACAGCAAGGGUGCUGCCUCGUGCAGGAGGAAGGAGCGUAAAGCCGUGUGUGAGGAGAGGAGUUCCGACAUGGGACCUGAUUCUGUGGGCGGAGAGGAGGAUGGAGAAGAGGAGCUACCAGAGAAGGAGCAGGUCGUUGGGUGCCUCAACAUCACAGACGAGAUGAAACGCAUGCUCAACCAGCUAACUUGCUCAGAUGAUAAUUCCUUUGUCACCAGGAGGGAGACGUUUGACUUUGAUGACGACUGUGACAGCCUAGCGUGGGAGGAGAACGAGGAGACGCUGCUCCUCUGGGAGGACUUUGCCAACUACAACACCCCCUGUGCUGCAGCCAGUGCUACUACAGGUGCCUGUGCUGCAGCAGAAGGCCAGGGGGAGGGCCCUGGGCAGGCCUCUCAGGAUGGCAGUCUGGGAAGCCUGAUUGACGAGACCGAGAUGCUUUUCCAGAACCGAGAGAAGGAGUACCAGGAGACCAUGGGACAAAUUGAGUAUGAGCUGGCUACAGCUAAGAGUGAUAUGAACCGCCACCUACAUGAGUACAUGGAGAUGUGUUCUAUGAAGAGGGGCCUGGACGUGCAGAUGGAGACGUGCAGGAGGCUCAUUAAGGGCUCUGGGGGCACCGGCAGGAACUCUCCAUCGUUCAGCUCGGUAGCGAGCAGCGACUCAGGGAACAGCGACGAGACCCAGGAAGAGCUGGAGAAGGACGGGGAGGCAGUAGGAGGUGUGAGCUGAUAACCACCCGCAGACCCUCGACCCUCCAACGCCUGGCUCCCCCACCUACUAACCCGGAGGAGACGGCGGAUGAAAUUGUGUCUUCCCGUCGAUGUUUUCUUCAGCAGAUUUCCAAUUGGUCAUUGAGGAGUCCUGUGGACUCAGCGUAAACUAUCGGUGCUUCCCUGUUUAUUAACCUCACUGGCUCACCACUGGUCAGAGUGUUAGUUAACCCUACUCAACACCAGGAUCUCCACACACUCCACUGACUGUCCACCUCUAGUCAUUUUACUGUGUAAUCAGCCCAGUAUUCAUCCUAUCUAUGUCAAGAUACAGGAAACCAAACAUAUUCAGCCACUGGUGGUCUAUCAAAGCAUUCCAGUGGUCUAUAUUACAUAUUUCCCAAAGGCUAGAUUGUACGAGAUCUGUGCUGGCCGACGCCGACAGAACCGUUGUUUCGGCUGUGUCAGAGGUGGAACUGAAUUAGAGCUGUCAAAUCCACCAGCAGCUCCAGCGUCAUACCUAAAGCGGACCUUGCCAUUGGCUGCCUGGGCGGCGUACAUACCCCAGCAGCUUUGUUUACAAGACGGAACACUGGAAUGUGAGUUAUAAUCUACAACUCAGUUAGGCUGAGAAUAUAGUUGUACAUUUACAUUUUACCUAAUUAUUUCCAUGUAGUGUACACGUUCACAUUAAGAACUUCUAAUGUGAGCAGGUCCACAGUCCACAGAACUAGAAAACUACCCUUCUAAUGUGAGCGUGACCACAGAACUAGAAACUCCCCUUUGCUAAUGUAACAUGUGGACAUAAACCUUAAGGGUCAUGUUGGCACCACUCAUCAGCCAGAUGUUAAAACCCCUUUGAAAGGACAGAACCCUGUGGUGAAGCAGAGGACCACCAGUUCAACCUGACUGUGGGGUUGUAAGACACUAGAUCAAAAAGUACUGUUAUAGAAGUAUGUCAUCCUCAACAAUAACUACUUCUAGAUAAGGUACCGCGUUUAACCACUUAGCAACUCUGACACGGGUGUAAAAGUACUUGGACUGGCUCAACGGGUAAGGAAAGUUCCUAAUUAAGACCUAAAAUACCGGGUGAAAGGAGUUCAUUUAGAUCUUAAUUAGGAACUUAUCGUACCUGGCGAACACAGCUAAGUACUGGUGAACACUGGGGAGAUGCUUUUUUUACACCUCUGUCCAACUAUUACUUAAAUGCAGAGUUAAUUGUGGAGGAAGGGCCCAUAAUAGCUGUUGGAAGGUAUCCAUUGCAGCAGUUAUGAUCCCCCUUCCCUCGGCAGCCUCAUGUGUAGGAUGUGUGUGGCUGGGAGACAAUGAUGACACCAACAGCUGCUCACCGUUUGGACAAUUCCAAUGUAGUUCCACCUCUUACAGGUUAAUGCUUGAACUGAUUGAAUCCAGGCCGAACCCCGCAUUCAUAACCAAGUAGGAAGGUGAUAUUCACCACAGACAAAUGGGGGAUAUCCAUUUAAUAACAUAAACCGAUACCUACUAGUAUGAAACGUGUCCGUUACCUUGAUAGCAUACAUUUACAAGUUAAAUGCAAGAACAUUUUUUAUUUUUAGAUGUAAUUAAAAUAAAUUGAUAUGUUUUAUUUUAACACUAUAGUUCCCCUAUACUUAAUGGGCAGACAGCUGGCCCGAUCCGGACCUAAACCAGUACAAUAUGGACCGUGCAUCCAUGAAAAUGGUUUCAUGUUCAUUCUGCCCCAUGGCAAAAUAAGUACAAGAAUGAGAACUGAUAAACAUGCUGUCUGCAAACAGGAAGGGUGUAAACAGUUUUGGGAUCGCGUGGGUUGCUAGGUGAGGGUUUACAGCUAGAUCUUUGCCUCCUAGGAAAUGUGUAGUUUAUUGUUGACACAGCUUUGUCAAACCACGGGAAUAAAUCCAAACUCUGUUCAUGACAACUGUUAACUUCCACCUACCCACUUGGUUGUGAUUCUAGCAUUAGUCUUAGCAGGGAGAAUGCAGUUCACCUACUAUACACAAGAGGUCAGUCUUCACUUACUGAAGAAUUAGAUUCACUCUGAGAUUGCCUUACUGUAGAUUCCAUUGCUUAAGCGCAUACAAGAGGCUCAGAGAGCCUUUGCAGGUACUGUAAGUCAGUAAACGUCCAAGUUCCCCUAUAUUUGGACAGAGCCAUCACAGGAGUGAUCCAUUUUACUGUUUUAUGCAAAUAAGCAAGCCUUACUUUUGUGGACCUCUAUUACUUAUCUGUCUUUUUUUUUAGUUGGGCAGUAAUGAACUGGUUCUUAAGCCAACAGUCUAGAUUACUUGGUGCCAGCUAUACUAAGCGUUUGCACAGGUGCAAAUCUGCACCUAUCAUUAUCACCGGGUAAUGGAAUAUAUCAAAGAGUCCUAAAUACAAAGCUAAAUGACAACACUGUGUUUAUUUGCGUGCCGAUUUAUGUUUUAUUUCUUGCUUUUGACCUUUCUAGUAACUCUUUACGUUUAAAAUGUCACUCAGACAAACAGGUGCAAUCACUGCAUCAGUGCCAACAUUUAGCGAAUCUGGCCUAAAUACAGUGUAUCCAAUGACUGCUCUUUCUUUCAGGAAUGUUGUCACUCAGUUUUUUCACAGGGUAAAUAUGGCAAGAUAUGGCCCUCUGAAUAAUACCCAUGUGCCUACUGAUAUGCUAGGCUGGUUUCAGAUUGUUUUUGCUGUACAGCCAACUCCCAUUAGCAAUUUGGCAUGAGAAUAACCGUACGAGUUGGCUGGACAGAACAAACAGAUCUGCAACCAGGCUUCUACGCUGGAGUAAUAUACAAUUGAGAAAUAUGAAUUGCCUUAUUAUAUUUGUUAUAUUUUUGUUAAAUGCUUCAGAACUAACAUUUAUAAUUUACAAUACGCACAGCCUGUUAUUCGUAUAUGUCUAGAUAUCAUUAUUGUUUGUAGCCUCUCCAAAAAUUGAAAAGCUGUAUUGAAUCAUAAGAAGAAAUAAUCAUGUGUAAAUAUUUCUUGAUUCUUGACGUUCAUAUUGGAAUAUAUCUGUUAGUUUCUUUGGGAACAGUCAUGGGUGCCAGGGAUUUGCUGGCUGCAAGUUUUGUAUUUGUAUUUUAUGUGCAGAAUGCAGCUAAAUGCAAAUGCUUGCAAAUGUACUGUAUGACUGAACCAUAUAUUUAAUAAACUGUGAUUUAA
Esox lucius (northern pike) is the source of this 5314-nucleotide messenger RNA. Its product is annotated as intermediate filament family orphan 2. The transcript is spliced from 10 exons. Bases 558 to 2183 code for a protein of 541 amino acids. Lineage: Eukaryota; Metazoa; Chordata; Actinopteri; Esociformes; Esocidae. The record is from RefSeq and is a predicted model, not a curated record.